AUGUACAGGUCUCCCUACUCGCCCCCAGAAAUCAAUUGCACGAGUAAAGGGAUCGUCUCCAGCAAGAUCACCGUGCUGUUCAUCCUCAUCGUCACUGUCCCUGGAUUCCUGACGGUUCUGGCCACUUGGCUCGAACCUGGUAGAUCCCACAUUGAUCCCUUCAUUGACCUGGCGACGGUGGUUGCUGUGGCGGCUUUCCUCGAUGCCUUUCAGAAAGUGGCCGACCUGGCUACCAACUCACGAGGUGGAACCAAAGACAUUGGAUCAGCGCUGACCAGGAUGUGUAUGAGACAUCGCAGCAUAGAGGCCAAACUCAAACAGUUCUCCAUGGCCUUCCUGGAGGGAAUGAUCAACCCUCUACAAGAACAGAUGGAGGACUGGAAAAGAGGAGUCAACACUUUGGACAAGGACCAUGCUAAAGAGUAUAAAAGAGCCCGGCAGGAAAUUAAAAAGAAAUCCUCGGACACACUGAAACUUCAGAAGAAAGCAAAGAAAGCUGAUAAUCUGGUAUGGUAA
Molecule: messenger RNA, 516 nt
Organism: Notothenia coriiceps (black rockcod)
Lineage: Eukaryota; Metazoa; Chordata; Actinopteri; Perciformes; Nototheniidae
Product: metastasis suppressor protein 1-like
Exons: 8
Coding region: 1-516 (171 amino acids)
Biological process (GO): plasma membrane organization; positive regulation of actin filament bundle assembly; adherens junction maintenance
Cellular component (GO): cytoplasmic side of plasma membrane; actin cytoskeleton
Molecular function (GO): actin binding; phospholipid binding
Source: RefSeq, a predicted model, not a curated record